Messenger RNA from Caenorhabditis elegans, 987 nucleotides. RefSeq names its product Nematode cuticle collagen N-terminal domain-containing protein (gene col-89). NCBI's taxonomy places the organism in Eukaryota, Metazoa, Nematoda, Chromadorea, Rhabditida, Rhabditidae. The record is from RefSeq and is marked reviewed. The transcript has 2 exons. Gene Ontology annotation, molecular function: structural constituent of cuticle. Bases 65 to 955 code for a protein of 296 amino acids.
GUAUAUAAGUCAACGUCAUCAUUCUGAUUCUCAACAGAAGUUUCUGUUUUCCUCUUCUCAAAACAUGGAGAAAUUCAUUGUUGGUGUAGCUGCGACUGCGUCCACGUUGGCAUGUUUGGUGAUGGUUAUCACUAUUCCUCAACUCUACAAUACUAUUUUGGAGGUUCAUGAUGAAGUACUCGACGGAGUCAGUGUCUUCAGAAUUGAGACAGAUGCUGCUUGGACUGAUAUGAUGGAUAUUCAAAUCACUGUUACACCACCAUCAAAACCACGUGUGAAUCCAUUCAAUUCAAUUUUCCGUCAGAAAAGACAAGACUUCUCCGGACUUCCAGCUUGGUGUCAAUGUGAACCUGCAAAACCAGUAUGUCCACCAGGACCACCGGGACCACCAGGAGAGCCAGGACAACCUGGAAGUGCUGGACCACCGGGACCACCAGGAGAAGACAAUACUGCUACAUUUGCUCCUAUCACGUGCCCACCAAAAGAUCCUUCAUGUGUCAAAUGUCCAGAAGGGCCUGCCGGGCCUCCAGGACCAGAAGGGCCAGCUGGACCAGCAGGAUCCGAUGGUCAACCAGGCGCGCCAGGAGAUGCUGGAAAAGAUGGACCACCUGGACCACCUGGACCAGACGGAGAUUCUGGACCAAAUGGAGAAGCGGGACCGAAUGGAGAACCUGGAGCACCUGGAAAAGACGGAGAAAAGGGCAAGGGAGAGCCAGGGCCAGCUGGACCACCAGGACCUCCAGGACCAGGAGGUCCACCUGGAGAUGCUGGAGGCGCCGGAAGCGAUGGUGCUCCAGGACCACAGGGACCACCAGGACAAGAUGGAACUCCAGGAAAUGCAGGACCAGACGGACAGCCAGGAUCCCCAGGAGGGCCAGGAUUACCAGGAAACGAUGCAGCUUACUGUCCAUGUCCUCCAAGAUCAGCUGUUUUUGUCAACCGUUUUGCCCAUUAAAUAUUCUGAUAUCAAUAAAAUUUAUGAAUUUC